AUGAAGACCCAAAUUGAGCAUCUCAAAUUUGGAUGGUCUUCAGUAUUUUUAGUUAUGGGAUUAGUCUCAUCUGUUCUUCCACUGUUCAUUAAAAGCAUUUCUUUUCUAUCAGUCCUCGAUUCUUUUGCUGGCGGAGUUUUCUUAGGCGCUGCUCUUGUGCAUUUAAUACCAGAAGGUAUCGAGAACUUGAAUAAAUCCGAAAUUCCUCUCGGAUCACUCCUUUGUUUAGCUGGAUUUCUUGUUAUGUACCUUAUAGAAUCAUUUGGUUCUCAUGGUCAUGAUCAUGGAGCUUCACACAAUCACGAUCAUGAUAAGAAUGGAAAACAUAAUGAUGAACUCGCAGAUGAUCACAAAGUAAAGGCAAAAUUAAUAAAUCGCUUAUCUCCAUCUUCAAAAGCAAUAUAUAUUGCAUUACUUUUCCAUUCAUUUGUUGAAGCAAUCUCAUUAGGCGUUGUUAACGAUCUUACAGUCUUGAAGUCGUUGAUUUAUGCUUUAGCUGGACAUUAUCCCGCUGAAGUAUUUUCACUUGGCUUACAGAUUUUCGGAAACAAAAUAUCUAAGACCAAGUACUUUGCAAUGAUGUGCUUCUAUUCAUUUGUUACUCCAUUUACAAUAAUUGCUUCAUAUUACGUUGGAAAAGCUUGUAAUGAAACAGUAUCCGGAUGUGUUGUUGCGAUAUCAUCAGGAAUAUUUGCUUUUGUUGCUUUUCAUGAAUUAUCCGAAGCUCUUGAGAAAAUCCAUGAAUCUAAUGGAAAGUCGAAGUUUUAUCACCUUAUUGCCAUUUUAAUUGGAGCUUUAUGGAUGGCCGGAUUAGCCAUUGGCGACCAUGAGCAUGAACAUGGCCAUCAACACCAUCAUGAUCUUUAA
This is a messenger RNA of Trichomonas vaginalis G3, 867 nucleotides long. Its product is annotated as zinc ion transmembrane transporter protein. Bases 1 to 867 code for a protein of 288 amino acids. Gene Ontology annotation, cellular component: membrane. Lineage: Eukaryota; Parabasalia; Trichomonadida; Trichomonadidae. The record is from RefSeq and is a predicted model, not a curated record. The transcript has a single exon. Gene Ontology annotation, biological process: zinc ion transmembrane transport. Gene Ontology annotation, molecular function: zinc ion transmembrane transporter activity.